AUGGAAGAUAAAGUGGUGAUAGAGGCCCAAGAGGAUUGUGGAGAUGCCCAAAUAACUUCCUCCAUCAAAGAUACACAGGAGGCCAAGAUAAAAGAUGGAGAUCAAGAAAAUAACGACGAAAAACUGCAAAGCCCACUCCAAGAGAGAAAGGAACAACAGUCAGGGCCACGAAUGACCAAGAAGUUCCUGAAAGAGCAUUGUAAGAAGAACAACCUUUACUCAACACCUUACCUGAAUGACACACUGUACCUGCAUUUCAAAGGUCUGUCUGCCAUUGAGAACCUGGAGGAGUACACGGGACUCAAGUGUCUCUGGCUGGAAAGCAAUGGGCUUCAACGCAUUGCAAAUCUGGACGCCCAGACUGAUCUGCGCUGCCUGUUCAUUCAGCAGAACCUCAUUUACAAGCUGGAAAACCUCGAACCUCUGAAAAAGCUCUGCACCCUGAACAUCUCCAACAACUACAUACGCAUCAUUGAGAGCAUCUCCUGCCUCCCUGACCUGAGCACCCUGCAGAUUGCCCAUAACAAGCUGGAGUCUGUGGGAGAUGUAGAGCACCUGAGUCAGUGUUUGGCAAUCAGUGUGCUGGACAUGUCUCACAAUCUGUUAAAUGACCCGGAGAUCCUCCCGGUACUUGAAGCCAUGCCAGAACUGCGCGUGCUUGACCUAACGGGAAAUGAGGUGGUGAAAAAAAUCCAAAACUACAGGAAGACCAUGAUUGUGCGUCUCAAGCAGCUCACCUUCCUGGACGAUCGCCCCGUGUUCCCAAAAGACAGGGCAUGUGCAGAGGCCUGGGCAGCGGGGGGGCUGGACGGGGAGCGUAAAGAGAGGGAGCAAUGGGAGACUCGAGAGAGGAGGAAAAUUCAGGACAGCUUGGAUGCCUUAGCAGAGAUUCGGAAGACAGCGCAGGAGAAACGACGCCUUAAAGAGCUACUGGAGACAGGGGCGACUGAGGCUUCCACCACUCCAGAGACUCCAUGUGAGGAAAAUGACACCCAGAGUGUGUCUUCACCAAAAGGGGAGAUGAUCCAAGUCUUUGCGAAGGACUGCCUGGAUGCCCAUGAAGAGUUCUUGCACAGCCAAUCAACACAGGGGCCAAAUGAACAUCAGUCAAACAAUGAAAAUCUAGAAGCAGAGCAGCCAGGUCAUGGUUUCCAGGGGGAUCAGUUAGAGAAAGAUGACCAGGAGAAAUCACAGGUAAAGCCGCCUGUGACAGAAGAGAAAGAGGUUGUGAAUCCAGAGCAGUCGGCACAAGAACAAGAAAGUAUUGCGGAAAAGAUGCUCGAGACAGAAGAAGAAGAAGAAGAAGAAGAAGAAGAAGAAGAAGAAGAAGAAGAAGAAGAAGAAGAAGAAGAAGAAGAAGAAGAAGAAGAAGAACAAAACCAGUCACAAGAAAUCCAGUUUAUUAGAGAUGAAGCGGAGGGAGAGAAGGCAGACAUGAGCGAGCCUUUGGAAAAGAAACAGCCUCCUAUGCCCAGGUCAGGUUCUCCAGAAGCAGACGAGGUCGGACCAGCACAUGGUCCCGGACUACUGGUUACAGAGCUAGAAGAUGCAGACCAGCUGGAAACCAUUCAGCUUCCACCACCUCGCCCACUGCGUAUUGAUGACCUGCCUGAUCUGGAGGAUGUGGACACAGACGACUUCACAGCCAUGUUCUCUUCUCAGCACUUUUACAAACCCACAAUAGAGGUCCUAUCAGGAGGCAGUGAUGAGGAGAAUGAAAUUGUGUAUCAGAGUGAGGGCAUCCCAGCCGUUGGUUCAGAUACAAAUUCAUUGUUUUUAAUGAGCGGCUGCAACAAAUCAACUGGGGUCUGUAGCAAUUCUUCACCGUUGGUGUAUCCAGAAGAUGGGGAUACCCUUGAGCCACACAUUUUUGGACCAGUGGGAAAGUUCAAACCAAAGCAAACGCCUUCUCCGCCCCGCUGCCUGAUUGAGGAGCUUGAAUGA
Messenger RNA from Anoplopoma fimbria (sablefish), 1944 nucleotides. RefSeq names its product dynein axonemal assembly factor 1 (gene dnaaf1). Bases 1 to 1944 code for a protein of 647 amino acids. Lineage: Eukaryota; Metazoa; Chordata; Actinopteri; Perciformes; Anoplopomatidae. Gene Ontology annotation, molecular function: protein binding. The record is from RefSeq and is a predicted model, not a curated record. The transcript has 2 exons.